AUAUUAAUUAACAGUGUUGUGCAUGAUAUUAAUAAAAUACAAACGUUAUUAUCUGUCUUAAAAUCCAUACGAGCAACUUGUGUGACCUGCUUAGAUACAUAUUUUUCGGAAUAAUCGGCGGCUAAUUAGUGAUUCUUGCAAUAUAAUUUAGGUGAAUAAUCGGUCUUUAGAUAAUGGAGCAAUGUUCCGGUCGUAUGGAGGGCCAAGGAAAUAUAAAAAGGAAGCUUUGAAAAGGAUUUAAAUUUCCACAACAUUAUUUAUUUGAUCGAAGUUACAAUGGAUACGAAAAUCUUGAGACAGAACUGAUUGAAAUCGAUGCUAUCUAAUUCUAAUUGCAACGAAAAAUGGAGACCAUCGAAUUCCAAACUACGUCCGAGAUGACGACAGAUCUCCAGACAGACACCGUAAUAAAAGAGGAAGAAGAUUCAGACCAAAUAAUACCAGACGAAUUACCUUUGGACAUCAAAUCCGAAAUGCAUAUUGACGAAGACAUACAAGACCACUUAGACAAUCCGUUUAGCGACGUACAGUUAGAAGUUAAACAAGAAACAAUACCCAUAUGCAUAGACAAAAACAGCAAUGAAAAUGUCGAAGAAAUAAUACCAACGAUGAACGAGUUCGAAGACAAAGAUGAAGAACACUACGUUACCGCACCAAAAACUGAAUUUUAUGAAGAAAAACCUAACUUGUAUGAAGAGAAAACAGAAUUAUACGAUGAAAAACAGGAAAUUAAGAAAGAAAGUGUAUUGGGAGACGAGUCCAUAGUUACGUAUGAUUACCCAAAUUUUGAUGACGUAACGAGUAUGGAUAGCAAUGAUGCGGCCGCUUUGAAUCAGGUGGAGGCCUGUUUGGAGGAUGAUAUGAAUAUCAAGUGUGAAGAUGACGAUGACGAUGACAAUCAAAAAGAAGACUACGAGAAACUAGACAUUAAAGAAGAAUCAGAUGUAACAGUAACGGAAACACAUUUGAUAUCAAACAAAGUUAUAAACACUACAUCAACAAUCACAAAUCCACACGAUGGUCUCAUUGAGUCCAAAACUACAAAGACUUUAGUCAUGGAGAUACUACCCAUGUCACAAACUAGUAUGCGAUUCUCCAAAAUCGGCAAUCCAGAAGAAAUCCUCCCAACGACAUAUGAACAUAGUGAGAGCUAUAUGGACUAUCAAGACUCAUUCCAACUAAAUUCCAUUACUGGUAACGUCCUCUCCUUAGAACAGGAAGCGUAUGGUCUUCUCAAAGCUAAAGGAAAGACGAAAGAAGUCGACGAUCUUGUCUUCGAAUGCCCAAAAUGCACUAAAACUUACCGCCAAAAAACUUGUUUGAAAAGACAUUUAGCAGUACACGAUAGUAUUGAGAAACGUGCCCAAGGUCACAUUAGAGCUCAGGUCACAAGGAAAAACAAGAAGCUUAAAGCAGAAUUGGAUAGUCCAAUUGUGAAAAAAGAGGAAAGAGUUAAAAAGGAGGGGUAUGAGUGUACUUGUGGCCAAGUGUUCCAACGAAGGAGUCGGAUGGAAACGUGUUUGAGGUCACAUAAUCUUUUCGCCGACACUAACACUUACCCUUGCGUGUCUUGCAACAAACAGUUCAAAGAUAAAGAAGAACUGUCCCUCCACCGCAAACGACUGCACAGAAAAAGAUUUCCCUGUAAAUUCUGUCCUACUGACUACAAUACGAGAAAAGAACUCUUCAAACAUCUCCAAGACCACCAAAAAGUCCAAUUAAUGGAAUACAAAGUGAUUUCUGAAGUCGUUAAAGGGAAACAGAAGCUCAAAUGCUUCAUGUGUCCGAAAAGUUACGUGGAACUGUCUGAUUUGAAGUCCCAUGUUAUGGAUGAUCAUAAAGAACCGUACAGUUGUCCAAGAUGCAAGCGAACGUUCUCGAAAAUCAUUGAUUUCGGCAAUCAUACCAAAACUUUCCAUCCAGAAGUAGAAGGCCAGUCAGUCUUAGAUGUUCUAGAAGCCUUCUCGAAGUUAGUGAAGGCCUGGAAAUGCGAGGAAUGUGGCCUGCAGUUCCACGAGGCCGAUAAGUUGGCUGUGCAUCAAAUAGAAAAGCAUAGUCCGGAUACAAAAGUGGAGGCUCAAUUCCAAUGCGCGGAUUGUCGGAGAGUUUUCGUCAGUCAGAAAGGGUUAACAUCACACAGACGGAUACAUCACAGUACGGAGAGCGUUGAGGAGUCAGAGCCUGUAGAAACAGGUGUAAUGUGUUUAGAAUGUCGAAAGAUUUGUAAGGAUAUGAAUGCUUUAGUCUCCCACAUGCGUUUCCACUCCCCAGAAAGGAAGUAUCCUUGCAAAUUCUGCGAUUUUCGUUUCGCUACCCCCGAAAAACGGAAAGCACACGCCGAGAUCCAUACAGGGGAUAUGAAAUACGUCUGUUUCAUUUGCGAAUACCAGUGUAGCUCUGAAAAUCGACUGAAACAUCACAAAUUAUCGUCUAAACAUAUUAAUAUGAAAGAGUUUUUGUUGACUGGGAAGCCGUUACCACAACAACCAGAGUCUUCCAAACAGGAGAAGGUAAAAGAGACUUUGAGAAAGAGAGAGUGGGGGGUUAAGGAGAAGAAGAAAAAAGAGAGAGUGAAAAGUGAGUCACCAGAGAGUAGUGAAGUGGCUUGUGAUAUUUGUGGGGACAUGUACCCGAGUGAAAGUGAAAUGUUAGAACACAAACAGACACACCCUUUUAUCGAGUUCCCUAAUGAAGACAAACCAAGUAGGAUAUUCUUUAAGUAACAUAAUUCUUGCCUAAAUCAGUUAUAGUGAUGUUGCUAUAGUUUUGUAAAUACAGAAAAACAUAUUCUGACGAAUAGAGAACCUCAUUUGAAGUCGGAUGGAAAUCUUACUCUGUCGUACAAAUUAGAAAGGUAUGCUUUUUUCAUCUCUCAAUGUAGGUUUUUUGUUGCUUUGUAGGUGGCGCUAGUGAGUGAUAAAAUCCUAUAGGCCUUAUCAACUUUGCUGGUAAAAGUUGAUGGACCCUUAGCCUCUAUUCUUUUAGUCUAUAGACCUUACGCCAUUUAGCGCCUAUAAUUAAAAAAACCUACAUUAGAGAAACACAAUUUAGUACCGAAAUUAUAAAAAGAACGAUUUGUACAAAAACUAGAUUGAAGGAAAUAAAUAAAUAUUUUAGUAAAGAAAUAGUUAUAGAUAUAUUCGUCUCUUUCUUAAUCAUAUUAUAAGUAAAUGGUGCGAGAGAGACAGCAGCUUAGUGAAGACGAAAGUGCAAUAUAAAUGUAUAGACACACUGGCAGCUUAUCGUAUCCCGGUAUCUCACAUUUCUUUAAUCUAUUUUCGACUUUAAUGUGUUCUAAUAAGGUCGAAAAUCGAAUAAAGGAAUGGAAUAUGUUGAUGUACUGUGUGAUAGUUAGCGAUAUCACUAUAACAAGAAAGAAAUCACUGGUUUUUGAAAGUUUGAUCAAGAAAUAUUCGAUUAAUUUUAGUCAUAAAAAUACCGGACCUGCCUGCCCUAGUUACUUAGUUAUGGCGUGAUGUGCGACAUAUAAGGCUUCUAAAUAUAGCAUGAAAUAAAAAAAAACAAAAAGCUCUUGAGCCUAAUUAUUUUUAUUACAUUUUAAAGUUUGAAAGCUUUACGGUAUAUCACAAUAUUAGUUCGAGCCUUGUAGCUAAAGAUUCGGGUUUAAAUAAAAAAGCUUUAGUCUAUUUUAAAUCACAAUUCAAAUUGGAAAGAAACAAAGAAAUGUUAAAGUCAAACUUUUAAACGCCAAAAAUUAAAUUGUUAAUCUGUCUGUCAAUGUAGCUCUCGUGCUCUCGCUCGUUCCAAAGUGUAGUUUCGAAUGGAGAAGACCGAGAAAGAAACUCCAUCGUUAAUCUUUUAAACAAAUGUUUUUUACAGUCUUAUUGAUAAAUUAUCUGAUCCUUUACCUAAUGUAUAUGUGUGAAAACGAUGUAACGACAAGUUGAAAUACGAAGUAAAACCAACCUUUUUGACAAGGUAACUGACUAGUUACAAGCCACGCCAGGGGUUCAUAUUCUAGGAGCUUGAAACUAGUCAAGUCUCUGGAUCAAAAAGUUACGUGGUUCGAUCGUAAAACAUUUAAUAUAAAAUGAUGAAUCUUUCAAAAACCAGUGAUAUAUAUUUAAUUAAGUGUACAUACAUUAUUAUAUUAUUGGCUUUUAUAGUAAGAUUUUGUUAAGCAUUUACGUUGACGGGGUAUUUAUACGGUGCCCGGGUUGCCCGUGUUAAAAAGCUAGUCUAUUUGUGUAGGUUUUUCUAUAAAUUAAUGUUAAGGACCAUGUUUUGAGUGAGUGAAGAUGAUGAAAUUCAUCUAAAGAGUAGUACUUAGUUCCAUAUUUUGAUGGGAAAUUCUAACUUAACUUAAACUUCUUAACCCUUUAACCGCCGACAACGUAAUAUUACGGUUUUCGAAAGCUGUGUCCG
Messenger RNA from Spodoptera litura, 4386 nucleotides. RefSeq lists its product as uncharacterized. The record is from RefSeq and is a predicted model, not a curated record. Lineage: Eukaryota; Metazoa; Arthropoda; Insecta; Lepidoptera; Noctuidae.